Messenger RNA from Cetraspora pellucida, 219 nucleotides. The record is from the annotation of a GenBank genome assembly. Lineage: Eukaryota; Fungi; Glomeromycota; Glomeromycetes; Diversisporales; Gigasporaceae.
UUAAAAUUGUCAAUAGUAGAGCAAAGUGUAAUAGAAAGAAUUCAUGCAAAAGAAGUAGUAAACUAUUAGAAUCAGAUUAUAAAAUCAGUAGCAUUAGUAAUAAAUUGGUUGAAAAAAGAGAAAAUAGAUUGAUUAGUAGGAAAAUUGGAUCAACUUUACAAAUUAGAAACAAUUUAUCAAAUAUCUCUAGUAAAAGUAUGGUCAGAGUAUUUGCUAAAA